AUGGGCGUCACAAGGGAAGCAGACCAUGAACUACCCCAGGGAAUCGAUUCCAUCAUGUUUCAUGGUGUCCUCUCACCCGAGGCGGAAAGAGAUAAGUACCGCAUGGUGAAUGCAGGAUUGAUCGACAAUCCGCUUGCUCUGGAGGCCUCGACUGGGACGGAUGCGCUAAAGCCUGAAACUAAGCACAGAAGGCGAGGUCGGCCUCGAAUGAACGAGAGUGAGGAAAUGGCCAAUGACAAACGGAAACGGCAGAUUCGCUUAGCGCAGAGAGCUCAUCGGUCCCGCAAAGAGGAAAGGAUGUCUUUCCUUGAAUCCAAAGUCACCGAGCUGGAGCAGAAAAUGGCGAACAUCCGCAGGUUGUGUCUUGGGAUUCGCGCGGCUGUCGAAGGCAUGGGAGCUUUAACAACUUCUCUAUCUUUGCGCCAGUCUCUUCACCAUGACAUGCUGCAAUUGCUUUCUAUCACUGAGGUUGAUCCUCGGCCGAAUGAUGCCUCGAGCAUGGAGAUCCCUCAAAUGCUUGUUGAAAACAGCCAUAUCGACAUUGCCUGGGACGAUGCAAUAUUGAAUUUCAACGAUCUCACGACAAUUGCUUCUCUAGUGUCCAGUGAUGACCAGAUUUACUCGGGAUUCAUGCCGAACAGUGACGAUCAUAUUUAUUUCGACAGUUUACUGGGGAACAAUGGUCUCAGACUGCAAUCAAACCUUUAUCCCGCUUUACAAGAUGACAUGUUGCCCCACGGAUCAAGUAUGCUAUGGAACCAGAAUGCUCCAGUUACAGUUCCAAGUUACGUAUAA
This is a messenger RNA of Aspergillus affinis, 795 nucleotides long. RefSeq names its product bZIP transcription factor. The record is from RefSeq and is a predicted model, not a curated record. Gene Ontology annotation, biological process: regulation of DNA-templated transcription. The transcript has 2 exons. Bases 1 to 795 code for a protein of 264 amino acids. Gene Ontology annotation, molecular function: DNA-binding transcription factor activity. NCBI's taxonomy places the organism in Eukaryota, Fungi, Ascomycota, Eurotiomycetes, Eurotiales, Aspergillaceae.